AAUCUGCAAUGACGGGCUUGUUUAUAAUUUUAGAUUUGACAGUGGCCAGCCACGCUAUUACUGUUGUGAGGUGUGUAAAAAAAUUAAAAAUAAAAAAAUGGCAGAGGAAUUUUGCCCAAAGGUAAAACCUGUGAACAAGAAUGAGGUAAACCUUGAUUAUGAAGAGAAAUUACGUCUUGUUGAAGAAGAAGCACAAAGCUUGUAUUUGUUUUGCAUGAAGAAAGGUUUUACUGAGGAAGAAAUCUCCACCUGUGUUUCUAAACUUCGAGGUCCAGAGAAACCAAAACUGCGAAAGAUUGCCACUGACUCAACUUCUUCAUGUCUCCGUUUAUCAUUGGUCAUAGCUUUGGUUACUGCUUUGUGGAUGACCCCAACAGGGUAUAAUAUGCUUGCAGUGCAUGCAAAGUUGUUUUCAAUAAAAGUUAUCUUGCCAUACUGGGAUUGGGCAAGCCUUUAUCAAGAGGAAUGUUUGAUAAACAAUCCAUGGCUACCUGCUGAAAAUACAACAAUUGAUGCUGAGUUUUGCAAGUAUUGUACUAACAUGGUAAAGUAUGGUAACAAUAAAGUUGAUCGAUUAAAUAACACAAAAGGAGCCGAAAUUAUGAAACAUUACAUUCAAAACAGUCAGCCUGUUGUUGUGACGGACACAACAAAAGACUGGGGAUCUAAAAAGCGUAUUGCAUUGGAUGUGAUUGCAAAUCUUUAUCAGACUGAUAAAUUCCUGUCAACUGUCAUGGGCAGUUGUAAUUAUUCAACAAAUGUUGGAUUCAAUGAAACAUUUUAUGACUUCAUAACAGCAUAUGUUGAUGGAAAACUUCCCAAGUUAUGGCACGCAAAUUGGCAAAACUGUGAAAAUAAAGCUGGAAAAAUAUUUCGACAAUUCUACACCAGACCUUACUUCCUUCCUGAUAUGGCCCAGGCUGGUACUGAAAACAGUGUCAUAGCUUCAUUCGGACAACAUCCCGAAGAAUACUUUUCAGUUCCGAUUAAUACCCAGUCGUCUGGUCACUGGAUAACAGUUGUCACCGGCAGUUUAAAAUUUUUUCUCGCGCCAAAUGAAGGAUGCAUGGACCUAUUUAAAUGCAAAAUUUUGGAAGUAAUGGUAUACCCUGGUGAAACAGUUUUCUUCACUGAGGGUGAUUGGGACCAUUCAUACACACCAACGGAUGACAAAUUGACAUUAGCGAUAUCAUCGUCUGUUCUUUGGGACGAGAUCUAAUCCAGUUUCCUUGGUUUCCCGUGUGAUGGCAGAUUUUUUAUUAUCAUAAUUUUUUUUCAUCUUCAAUUGCAGUCAUUUCGGACUUUUUCAGUAAUUAUGUGGAGCAAAGCAUGAGUGUUUCUGUUACAUUUAUUCGUUGUAAUAUAUUUGAAUGGUGUCGUGUUUUUUACUACUAUUUUGCUACUAUUUUUCAUAUGUAUUAGUACAUGAAUAAAAUGUUUUGGAUUACA
Molecule: messenger RNA, 1449 nt
Organism: Hydractinia symbiolongicarpus
Lineage: Eukaryota; Metazoa; Cnidaria; Hydrozoa; Anthoathecata; Hydractiniidae
Exons: 7
Coding region: 98-1219 (373 amino acids)
Source: RefSeq, a predicted model, not a curated record